AUGCGGCAAAUAUACUGUAGGAUAGGAAGCCGGCGUUUCAGUUGGCCGAAACAGCGCUCAAUUAUACCUCUUUCUUGCCAACUGACAUCAACACUUGGGAACAUCUCUCUGGUAUCAGAAGUGGCUUACACAUUUAAAGUAGGUUUCCCUUUUCGGUUGAUAUACUCAUCUGCCGGGCGAUUUGGUUUCAGGAUUCCUAUAUGUGUACAAUCAAUUACACCAACUGCUACUUGAUCCAUUCGUUCGACUGUGCAACUGUGCUGUUCACAACUCUAUCCACAGUCCGAGAUACCGUUGUUUGACUAAGACCAAGUUCCUGACCAAUACCUUGUUGAUAUCCAAGGUCACCGAG
This is a messenger RNA of Acanthoscelides obtectus, 352 nucleotides long. NCBI's taxonomy places the organism in Eukaryota, Metazoa, Arthropoda, Insecta, Coleoptera, Chrysomelidae. The record is from the annotation of a GenBank genome assembly.